AUGCCGUGCUUCAAAGGCUUGGCCGUGAGCAUCCACACUCCGGACGGCCCGAUAUCCGAAUACUCGAUCCAGCGACAGUCGCGAGCGUCACGCAUAGCUUGCUUCAUUCCGGUUCCACCUCCAAAAGUCCCAGACGCCUCGUCCAAGGGUAAACCCGAACAAUCGACCUUUGCAAUCUCCAUCACCCUCCUGAAUUCCGGCCAGGAUGUCCCGUAUUCGACCCCGAAGCCGACAGCCGAUUGCCCCUCUCCCAAACCCAAGGUUGUCGGAGGCCUGCCGGACCAGACCGGCGAGCGCGGUCAAUACUCCGGAUCGGUCGCACCGUACCAAGCGUUGACGAACUCACCGAACGAGACCGUGGCAGCGUACAUCUACUUCGAUGGCCGACAAAAGGAGGAGGUGGCUACACUACUACGGAGAGGGGAGGAGACGUGGGUGAACUCGCGCUGGGUGAGCGUGCCAGAAUCCGAAGGCGGCGGUAUCGCAGAGCGCGAGUUCCUGUUCCGCGAGGUUGGUCUGGAGCGCUGGCUGAAUGGGCUGGACCUGGAGGGCAAGGACGCCGCGGCCAAGAUUGAACGACGGCGGCAGAAGAUGGAGAAGCGCCGGGCAAAGCGCGAGGCGGAUGAUGCAAAUGGCAUGGAGUCGGAAGCGAGCAGCUCCAAGCCCAAGGAUGUCAUGCGCUAUGGAAAUGACGAGAAAGCACCUUUGGAAAAUGUCUCUGAUGAUGACUUCUCCUCUGAUUCCGAUGAUGAUGACCCCAUUCCCGAGACGACCGGCCAGAUCAAGGUUGCUUUGUUUCGCGUGCUGGCUUCCGGCGAGAUCAAGCGGGGAGAGUACUCUCCGCAGUUUGAUGCUCAUGAUGACGAUGAAGAAGGUGGCCAAGGGAAUAAUGGCAGUAAUGGAGAUGCCGAUGUCGACCAUACGACUAGUUUCGCGAAGCCCAAAACACUGGAUCCAAAAUCUAUCAGCACCCAGACAGUGACUGGCAUUGAUCCUACAGACAAACCCUACGCCAUUUUCACUUUCAUGUAUAGAGGCGAACGGCAAUUGCAAAAGAUGGGCAUACUGAAAGACUCCAAGGUGCAAGAUACUCCCGCAGCCAAGCGGAAAUCACUACAGGCAGACUUUUCCAAUCUUGGUCCCCUCAAGUCGGAAGGAACUGUUGGAUUCCUCAAUUUCCGUGACCAUGACAGUGGCCGGAAGGGCAGCAAAGCCAAUGAUGAUGAGAUGGAUAGUGACGAUGAUGACACCGACAAUCCCAUCCUAGGGAAGGCAGACGAUGAAGAGGCAAAGGAUGACGGACGGUUCCUUUCUCCUGAUGAUAUUAAGCGCCAAGGAGAGCUGGCCGAGGGUGUUGAAAGGAUUCACCUUAAGCGUCAACACUCUGCCGAGCCCCUCUCUAGCGGCGGUGCUACAUCUAUUGAUACGCCUGCUUCAGGAACUACACCUCCUGCCAGCACUGGACGUUCUACUACGCCGCCCAAGACUACCCCCGCAAAACCAGCGGAGCCUGUUCAACCCACUGGGGAUGUUCCUGAGGCUUUCCUGGGUAGCCCUUUGAAGAAACAACGGGCCAGUGUCUCGGGUGCUGACGAGAACGCCCUGCGUCGUCGGAUUGCCGAGACAUCAGGUCGCAUCAACGAAGUUCUGGGUGACAGUAAUGAGAACAAGACGGCCAGCACGGGGCCAUUCGGCGACAAGAUCGCUUCGCAGCCACCAGCCAUCAUGUCGCAGAACGAGGAUGAGGAGCUAUAA
This is a messenger RNA of Penicillium daleae, 1755 nucleotides long. RefSeq lists its product as uncharacterized. The coding region runs from base 1 to 1755 and encodes 584 amino acids. NCBI's taxonomy places the organism in Eukaryota, Fungi, Ascomycota, Eurotiomycetes, Eurotiales, Aspergillaceae. The transcript is spliced from 3 exons. The record is from RefSeq and is a predicted model, not a curated record.